AUGGUAGGUGUGGGUAGGGCUAUCAAGGCGAGGAAGUUGUCACCUAAGUUUCUCGGUCCUUAUGAGAUUCUUAGGCGGAUUGGACCAGUAACGUAUGAGAUAGCGUUAUCGCCGCAGUUGGCAAACCUGCAUAACGUGUUUCACGUGUCUCAACUGAGGAAAUACAUUCCAGAUCCUAUGCAUGUGUUAGAGGUUGAUGAUAUACAAGUUCAUGAAGAUCUUACAAUCAAAGCUCGGCUAGUCAGGGUGUUGGGGGUGCAGACGAAAAAUCUGAGGGGAAAGGAAAUUCGCACGGUGAAGGUAUUGUGGAACGAGGAAACUCAAGAGAUGACUUGGGAGCUUGAAGAGUUUAUGAGAAAAGAAUACCCGCAUUUGUUCGCAUAG
Vigna umbellata (rice bean) is the source of this 384-nucleotide messenger RNA. The record is from RefSeq and is a predicted model, not a curated record. Lineage: Eukaryota; Viridiplantae; Streptophyta; Magnoliopsida; Fabales; Fabaceae.